This is a messenger RNA of Asterias rubens (European starfish), 2185 nucleotides long. RefSeq lists its product as uncharacterized. The transcript has 4 exons. The coding region runs from base 163 to 612 and encodes 149 amino acids. Lineage: Eukaryota; Metazoa; Echinodermata; Asteroidea; Forcipulatida; Asteriidae. The record is from RefSeq and is a predicted model, not a curated record.
UGAGUCGCAGAAGGAAGUAAACAUCAACAACAACACGUGCUUAAUCUUCCGUCUAGACAGACUUGGACAGGAUUUUGACUAAUUGUUUUUAUGCAGUGUGAUUCCAUAUAUCCCAUAGCUCCUAACUAACACUUUUGAAUCAAUCUCCAAAGUUUGCUUUCGAUGGAAAUUAUGCGGAAAAGAAGCUACCAUCUUUGUGACCAAAAUGUUUACGAUCGUGAUGAUCAUGAUGGUAGUGCUAGUGCAGCGCACAACAACAAAAGACACGUGGAGUUGAACCUCAUGCCUGGACAGAAACGUAUGUGCAAUGGAGUUUCAAGCUUUUUAUUACAGCAAGUGGGCCCAACAUCGGAGUGUACAGGCAUCUCACUCGGCGGAAACGCUUUCUCGUCAAUGAAGAAUGACCCUGUUGCCAUGGAAACCAUACAUGCCUCAUCUUGCCAUCCACACAUUCCAGCCGAUGCUAUGCAAAGUUCUUGUUACGUUAUGACUGCAGGAGGAGAUGCAACAUCUGCAGCAUUAUCACAGCAUUUGGAGCAGAGUCAACAGAGAAAAGUUUGUCAAAGAUGUCGUUCAGGAGAGUCGGGUCACAUUACUCAUAUCCUAAGCUAAAGUCUCUUGACGCUUUCUUCAACUCCCCCACCAUGGUUCCAAGAGGUAGCUGGCUGUCUCAUUCCGCCAAGAACCAGGGCCCAAUUUCAACUGGAGCUGCUUAAGCACAAAAUAGCUAUGCACAUUAAUAUGCUUACCAAGGAAGGGUUACCAGCUGAAAUACAAUGAUGUCACAUUACAAUAUUUGUGACUGGUAUUCUGUGCAUUUAUGCUAACCAGAUAAGUUUUGAGCACUAUUUUCUGCUUGAGCAGCUCUAUAAAAUAGGGCUGGUCCAGUCCAAACUUCCAAGGUUCUGUUUUUUAUUUGUACAUUAUUUCUUGUGUUAAACAUUCAUGACAUUGUUUUUUUGUUAAAUGCUUUCCGAGAAGGAAUUAGCCUUUGCAUGUAAUUAAGUCUGAGUUUUUGUUUUUUUUUAUGUUAGAAAUAUGUUUUGAAUGUGUGAUAUAGUAUUAAAACACCAACAAGGUAUACAAUUUUUAAGUUGUUUAUUUCCCUUUAAAGGAUAAUUCAAAAUUACCUGGGACAGUUUAUCUGUUCAGAUUGGUCAAGAGGAGAUCCAGGUAUACAUUAUGUGAUAGCAACACAGAAAAUGUUCAUGUAGAUCAAAGAUACUCAAGGGAUAAACUUUAAAAAAACCAAAAUAAUCUAUGACCCUUUCAUUAAGGGCAGAAAGAGGCAUUAUUAGUUUUGUUUAAACAGAGCAAACAUUAUUUAGUAUUAGAGGUAAAGGUAGCUUAGUAUAAGGUUGCAUUAGAGAGGUAUCUCGUCUUCUAUAUGGAAUAUUAUGCAAGGUUUAUGAUUUGGCUUUCGCGAGAUAGCCUUCCAAAGAAACAUACCAUUCACAUUGAAUGUCUUGUAUUUAUUUUAUGCCUUGAGUUCAGUUGCAAUGAACACUUUUCUAAAAUAUUUCUUUUUGGAUCAUCCAAAAUAUAUCCAUAGUAUUUUCUGAAUAAGUUUCAUGUUGCAUAAUGUGAAAACAAUAGAUGUUACAAAAUAAGCCAAAACACAAAUAAUGCAAAUUGUAACCAGUCCAACAAAUACAUAUUUAGUACAGUGAUUUGAAGCAAACAAAUUAAGGAAACCUAAAAUGCCAAAGAAGAAGAAAAAUCAAUGCUGCUAUAAAAUGUGGGGGAGUUACAGGCAAUUAUAAAUCUGUCUGGGAAAGCCUGUCAGCGCAAAUUCAUGCCACCAUUCACAUAGUUUGGUAAAUCUGAUUUUUAUCUGUUGAUUAUUUUUUAGUUUUUUAGCAAUUCAGAAAUGUUUGGAUUCAUGAUAAUAUUUUAAGGCAUUGAACAAUCAAAAUGGUGCAAUGAUCAGAAACUAAAGGAAUCCAAAAGGUGCUUUGUCAACUUCCAUGUUAUGAGUUGUCUUAAAGAGUACAAACCUUACACUGAAGAUUUCUAAACCAUUUUAUGAGUAGAGGUACUUGUGUUGUGUGCGAGUGAUAUAGAUAAUUUAUUAUAAUGAAAGAAAAAUACUUAGUAUAAAAUAGUUAUAGCUAAAGCGUGUGCCAGAUAUUUCAAGAGUGAUAUUAAAAUUUAUGGUCAGCCCGGGACCAACUAUGAGAUACAA